UAGAGUUAUCUCCCCCACAAUAACAACAACACGUGUGGAAAGUGAAAUAGUAUGAUUAUGAAAAAAUAAAUUAAAUAAUGUUAUCUUAAUACUUUGUCAGAGAAAUGGGAAAAAAUAAAUUCAAGAAACGAGAAACAACGACGUUAGAAGAAAGAAAGAAAUCAAAGGAAAGCAAAACUGUGAAAAAUAAAGAAAAUGUAGCCAUUAAGAAAACAAGUUCAACAUAUAGUGUAGAUCAACUUUUAGAUAAGGCUGAGGAGUUUUUAGAUCAAUUUGAUUAUGAUUUAGCACAGAAGUUUUGUCAGAGAGCGUUGGAAGUGGACAAUGAAAAUGUUCGAGCCAUAGAAUUAACAGGAACAGUGUUAUUAGAGAUGGGUGAUCCAGAAUCAGCUCAACAGUGUUUCUUAAGAGCUAUAGAAAUCAAUCCAGAUGAUGGCCAUGCUAAAUAUAUGUAUUUAGGUCAGAUGUACAGUGGAUUAGAUGCAGUAAAAUGUUUCCAGAAAGGAAUAGAAUUAAUGUUAAAACAAAAGCAAAACGAAGAUCAACAACCGGUGACUGGAGCAGAAGGUGGAAAAAAAGAACCAAGUAUAACACAAACGGAUAUAUCUAACGCUUAUUGUUCUAUAGCAGAAAUAUAUAUGACAGAUUCAUGUUUUGAAGCAGUAGCAGAAGAAAAAUGUAAAGAAAACAUUGAUAGUGCCAUCUUAGCUGAUCCAAAUAAUCCUGAAGCUUAUCAACAGAAGGCCAGUUUUCUCUUGUCUUUGGAUAAAAAACAGGAUGCUAGAAUAGAAAUAAACAAAAGUGUAUCAUUAUGGUUACCUAAAGCUAAAUGUAAAGAGGAAGAUUUACCUGAAGAAGAUUUUGAUCCUGUACAGUCUGUGCCAAUAUCAUAUGAAACUAGAAUAGCAACAUGUAGAAUAUUACUAGAAGUAGAAGAAUAUCAGACAUCUAUAGAUGUAGCUGAAGGUUUAUUGGAUGAGAACGAUGAAGAUCCUCAAGUCUGGUAUUUGAUUGGUUGGGCUAACUAUCUACAUGGGGAUGAUUAUAAAGGAAAUGCCAGAUAUUAUCUUCAGAAAGCAAAGAAGGUUUAUGCAAAGACGAAAUAUCAAGAUGAGGAAUUAUUAAAACAUAUAGAAGAAUUAUUAAAUGAAAUACCUACAGCUGAAAAUGAUGAUCAAGAUGUAGAAGAAGAUGAUGGGGUUCUGAUUCAUGAUGAUGAUUUAGAUGACGUUCAAAGUUCAGAUGAUGAAGAUGUGGAAGAAAGUAUGGAACAUUGAUGUUAAAUUUAAAAUGUACAAAAAUUGUAAAAAUAAAAAAAUAUAUAAAGGUGAA
Messenger RNA from Patella vulgata (common limpet), 1332 nucleotides. RefSeq lists its product as uncharacterized. Gene Ontology annotation, biological process: cell division. Lineage: Eukaryota; Metazoa; Mollusca; Gastropoda; Patellidae. Gene Ontology annotation, molecular function: protein binding. The record is from RefSeq and is a predicted model, not a curated record. The transcript has 11 exons. Bases 105 to 1277 code for a protein of 390 amino acids.